Molecule: messenger RNA, 3500 nt
Organism: Mugil cephalus (flathead mullet)
Lineage: Eukaryota; Metazoa; Chordata; Actinopteri; Mugiliformes; Mugilidae
Gene: dzip1
Product: DAZ interacting zinc finger protein 1
Exons: 19
Coding region: 429-3062 (877 amino acids)
Biological process (GO): cilium assembly
Cellular component (GO): ciliary basal body; cytoplasm
Source: RefSeq, a predicted model, not a curated record
CAGGGAUUUAGGAAUGUGGAGACCAGCAGCUACGUCACCCGCAAAUCGCCUGGGGUGUCGUCGUUAAGAAAAGCAAAAAAAAAAAACUUUUUAAAAGGCUAUGAAUUAACAACGCAACAACUGCCGGACGCUUCGUCUCUGUCUCCAUGGUAACGCUGCGUUGUCGCUGCUUUGAGCUGCUGCUGCUGCUGCGAAGGGAGGCGGAACCGGAGAGGGACGACGGCUCCUCGGUCUCUUUCUCCCGAGUGAAGGCAGGGAUCGGUGGAGGAUGGUAAGGAGCUCUCGGCCGCGCCAGGACACCGUCAUAGCCGUUUCAGGACGGAGUCUACUACCCCUACACCAGUGACGCCCAGGGGACCCACUCGUCAGCGGGGAUCCCGUCCCUCCUGAACUCCCCGCUCAGCCAUCAGACGGCGAACGGCCACGGCAUGACCCCGUCCAGCGGCGCGUCCGCCUUCCUCCCCUUCAAGUUCCGCCCGCGGAGGGAGAGCGUGGACUGGCGGCGGAUCAACGCGGUGGACGUGGACCUGGUGGUGAGCCAGCUGGACGUGGACGCCCUCCAGGAGCACAUCAGCGCGGUGACGUUCUGCAGCCUGGACGGCGAGCGGUGCCAGCGGUGCCAGAGCCCCGUGGACCCGGCGCUGGUGAAGCUCCUGCGGCUCGCUCAGCUCUCGGUGGAGUGGCUCCUCCACUGCCAGGAGUUUCUCGCCUACAACCUGCGCGCGGCCGAGGAGAGGCUGGCGGCGGCCGGCAGGGACCGGGAGCAGCUGCUGGACCAGCAGAAGAAGCUGGAGGAGAAGGCGAAGGCGCUGACCGCCGAGCUCAAGCAGCGGAAGAAGGUUAUCCGCAGCCAGCAGUCGCUGCUCGCGCCGCAAAUAAUCAGCAGCCAGAAGUGUCUACAUUGCGAGAAAUCCUUCCUCAAUUCCUCCUUUCUCCAAAACCACAUGCAGCGCCGGCACCCGGAUGAGUACGAGAACCAGCUGCGGUCAGACAGUCAGAAGAAAUCUCAAAUCGACAGCCUCAAACAGGAAAUCAGCAGCUUGAAGGAGCAGAUUGUUCAGCAGCAACAGACCCUGCAAGUUAAAGUGGCUCAGGAAAAAGAGCAGCAGUCCAUGCAGAGAGACCUGUUAAGAGAACUGGAUCGAUUUAAGGCUGAAGAGAUGGCUCGCAUGGACAGGAAGAUAGAAGACAGCAGGGACGGCAUGCGCAGGGAGAUGGAGUUUCUUUACAACCGGAAUAUUCAGGCUCUUAACGAGGUAAAUCAGAAUCAGAUGGCCAAGUCUGAGAAAUCGGUCAGCCCUGCACACUCACAGGCAGAGAGAGAUCUGGACAUCUACAAGGAGAUUCAGACACAAGCCAUCCAAAAGCUGGAGCACCAAAUGAAGAAGCAGGAUAGAAAGUGGGAAAACCGACUGCAGGAAAUUCAGGCUCAGCACGAAUCUGAGAAGAAUCAGCUGCUGAACGAGCUGAGCAGGAUGCAGCUGUCGGUGUCGGAGCACGAGGAACGAGGCCAGAGGCUGCAGCAGGAGAUGAGCAGGAGGCUGCAGGAGAAGGAGCAAACCAUCAAGGCUCAGAGGGAGCAGAUAAGGACUAUUUCCUCAAAUCCACCCACAAAAGUGGUGGAAGUACCAGUCAUCGUCAGCGCGCCAGCCCCAGAGCCUAAACAGAAAAGAGUUGUACUCGAGGAGCCAGUCUCUGCUCUUAAGCUGGAUCCUAUACAGGAGCUGUCAGAGGAGGAGAAAGACUCUCACAGCAGCGUGUCUGAGAGGAGGCCGGUGGAGAAGAAGCCUGAGCCUACGCCGGAGAGGAAGCAGAGGGCGACGGCCAACGCUCUGAAACGCAACCCCAACAUCAAGAAGGAUAUGCGACCGGAGCUGGAGCAGGCUGUGAUCAAGAAGCUGGAGAACCUGGGGAUCAAGCCCGAUCAGAGCGGCCUGAAGAGCAGAGAGUUCACUUCCGUGCUGGCCAAGGUGAACUCAAAGCGGGAGAGCACGGCGAAGGCGAUGCCGGACUUCUGGCGCCAGCGGGAGGAGAUAUCCAGCGUCGUGGAGCGGAAGCUGGGCAGCCAGAGGAGAGGCAGCGACCCCGCUCCUGAGUCACAGGCCAGAUCCAGACGGCCCGUUCAAGUGUUGCAGAUACGCCCUCGGUCCAGCAGCCUGCCCUCCAGAGGCAGCCAGGGGGCGUCUGCACCCGCCGUCAAACAGCCCAAGACCCCUCAGCCGGCGCCGAGGACCAAACCCAGCACCCAACCCAAGACGUCGACGCCCAACGCCAAGGCUGCUCCGAGGAUCGUCACAAGCAAGACGCCUCCCUUCAGCUCGGACGAGGAGUCCGAAGAAGAGGACACGGACACGGAGGAUGAUCCACCCCUGAAACACCAGAGGGGAAAAUUACCGCAGUCCAGACUUAACCAGGCGGCUCCGGUUCAGAUCAGAGCAGGGAAAAGCAGCCCAGGCCUGGUCAGACAGGCCGUCGUCAGGCAGUCGUCGGCCUCCAGUCUCCGGACGUCGGUGACCAAGACGGCGGUGACAAAGAUAGAAAGCGACGAAGAGGUGGAGGAGGAAGACUGGUCAGACCUCAGCGAACUGCAGGAGAUCGACCCCAAAAAGCUCCAGAGCUUCAAAGACCAGAACGGAAACGUGGAUAAGAGGAACUACGGAAAAGAGAACAAAGUCACUGACCUGGCCAGAAAAGUGGAGAAGCAGUUUACAGAGAGAUCAGUAAAGAAACCAGCAGGGGGCGUGAGCGUCCUACCUCAGAGGAAGGAUGAGGUUCAGGAACUUUCUUACACAGAUCUAGAGGAGAGCAGCGAGUGGGUGGUCUCGUCUUUAGAGGACAGACAGGAAGCGGCUAAACCGGCGUCUCUCCACGGUUCUGGUCAGCUGAGGAAAAGCCUGGACUCGGCCAGCACCAGCGUCUGGGGAACCUCCACAGGACGAGGUCCCAAAUCAGGUCUGACUGAAGCCGGGACAGGAAGCACCCUGAAGAGCAGCCUGUGCUCCCUCAGCGACAUCAGCGACUCUGAGGACGUCAGCAAUAAACACAGCAAACGCUACAGCUGAUCAGGUGACGCAGCACAGACACAAAGACCUCAGUCGACUCUGACGCCUGUAGUCAAAGCCAAAUAUUUUGUACUUGUACGUAAUGUCUGAAAGUUAUAAUAGAGAGAAAAGCAAUACUUACUAAAAAAAAAGGGAAUUUGUGAUAGUAAAAAGAAAAGAUAGAAAAACGACCAUCUAAUAAUAACGUUAGAGAUAAACGAGGCUCAUUUUACGCCCUGUGCCAAUUCUUUUCUUGCCUUAGACAUACUCAGUAUUCAUCUUUAGACUGUGUUUCGUAUCCUCAUACAGUGUAACUCCAGAUGAGAGGCUGUUUUCAGUACUGUAGUUUGUGUAACAUUUUGUACAUCAAAUUUUAUAAUGCCUUCAUGUGACAAAUGGUUGUGACUUUGUAUAGAAAAUAUUUAUACAAGCAAUAAAAGAUUUCUCUGGGGAAACUUA